UUUUUUUAUCGUAUCGUUAUAAGGAGUGAAAAAAAAAACCCCUCUCCUCCCUCACCAACUCCUCUCUCUCUCUCCUUGAUCCCGAUCGCCUCCAUGGCUACGGUUUCCAAGCUCGCAAGUCCCUCCCCUUCUGCGUCUUUAUCACCUUAUUCUUCCUUCAAGUCAAGAUACUCUGUGCCUGUAUGCUUCGUCGAUUUAAAUACCAAGACUGCUUUUCUCGCCAGAGCUUCGUCGUCUAAGCUGUCCGUCCCAAGUAGCCACCGAUUGACCCGCUCCUUGGUUGUCAGGUGUGCUCAGUCCACUGGAAAUGGUAGUCCGCCAAAGAAAACAACUCUUCAUGAUCUCUAUGAGCGAGAGGGGCAGAGUCCAUGGUAUGAUAACCUUUGUCGGCCUGUCACAGAUCUGAUUCCUCUAAUUGAGAGUGGUGUUAGGGGUGUAACUAGCAAUCCAGCGAUUUUCCAGAAAGCAAUAUCAUCCUCAAAUGCUUACAAUGAUCAAUUCAGGGAACUUGUACAAUCAGGAAAAGACAUUGAAAGUGCCUAUUGGGAGCUUGUGGUGAAAGACAUUCAAGAUGCAUGCAAGCUUUUUGAGCCCAUCUAUGAUCAAACAGAUGGUGGCGAUGGAUAUGUUUCUGUUGAAGUUUCUCCCAGAUUAGCUGACGACACUAAAGGGACAGUUGAGGCUGCAAAAUGGCUUCAUAAGGUGGUUGAUCGCCCCAAUGUGUACAUCAAGAUCCCUGCUACAGCUCCUUGCAUUCCCUCGAUCAAGGAAGUUAUUUCAAAUGGCAUUAAUGUUAAUGUGACUCUUAUAUUCUCUCUUGCCAGAUAUGAAGCGGUCAUUGAUGCCUACCUAGAUGGCCUUGAGGCUUCUGGACUGAGUGACCUCUCCAGAGUUACUAGUGUUGCUUCAUUCUUUGUCAGCAGGGUAGACACACUCAUUGACAAAAUGCUAGAAAAAAUUGGAACUCCAGAAUCCCUUGAUCUUCGAGGGAAGGCUGCCGUCACUCAAGCAGCCCUGGCAUACAGACUAUACCAGAAGAAAUUCUCUGGUCCAAGAUGGGAAGCUCUGGUGAAAAAGGGUGCCAAGAAGCAGAGACUACUGUGGGCUUCAACUAGUGUUAAAAACCCUGCGUACCCUGAUACCUUAUAUGUUGCGCCACUCAUCGGACCUGACACAGUUUCUACCAUGCCUGACCAAGCUCUCCAAGCAUUUAUUGAUCAUGGAAGUGUUGAAAGGACAAUCGACGCAAAUGUAUCUGAAGCUGAAGGAAUUUACAGUGCGCUUGAGAAGUUGGGAAUUGAUUGGAGCUAUGUAGGCAAUCAGCUUGAGGUUGAAGGGGUGGACUCUUUCAAGAAGAGCUUCGACAGUUUGCUGGACACCCUGCAAGAGAAGGCAAACUCUCUGAAACUGGUUAGCUCGUGAUACAGCCCUAGUAUAUCGUUUGUUGUAAUGUCAUCAUGACCUAAUAAAGUGGGUCAUCCGUCCUUCUGCCAAAAGCUAUAGGUGCCAAUCCUUGUUAGACUCGUUAAUUCUGUAUCAUAAGCUUUCUGUUUAUUUGAGAAAUUGAACUUGCAUUGCUUUGAUUUCUGUGUCUUCAUACGUGCGUACGGAAUGCUAAAGAUAUUUUAUGUUGUA
Molecule: messenger RNA, 1635 nt
Organism: Manihot esculenta (cassava)
Lineage: Eukaryota; Viridiplantae; Streptophyta; Magnoliopsida; Malpighiales; Euphorbiaceae
Product: transaldolase
Exons: 7
Coding region: 94-1422 (442 amino acids)
Biological process (GO): pentose-phosphate shunt; carbohydrate metabolic process
Cellular component (GO): intracellular anatomical structure; cytoplasm
Molecular function (GO): transaldolase activity
Source: RefSeq, a predicted model, not a curated record